Lethenteron reissneri (Far Eastern brook lamprey) is the source of this 5730-nucleotide messenger RNA. RefSeq names its product mucin-5AC-like. The record is from RefSeq and is a predicted model, not a curated record. Lineage: Eukaryota; Metazoa; Chordata; Hyperoartia; Petromyzontiformes; Petromyzontidae.
AUGAAGCAUUUGCCAUCGAAACCCCCUGUUGAGGAAAAGCCAACAAAGCCAGCUCCAGAAGAGAGUGGCGCUCCUCCUCAAGAACCAACUGCACCGAAGGACAAGACACCCCCAUCUCCAACCUCCGGCAUCAAGGAGCCAGAACCAUCACCCCCAACUCCAGGCCCAGAAGACUGUACUCCAGGCUGGUCUGAUUGGUACGAUGAGCAAUAUCCUGAUGAAGAAAAUGGCGGAGAUGAGGAAUCUUACCAGAAGGUCAUAGCCUCAGGGAAAGUGGUUUGUCUGCCUGACUCACCAGUGCAAAACAUUGAAUGCAAAGCAGAGAGAUUCCCUAAUACCCCAUGGCAGGAAUUGGGCCAGACAAUCACUUGUGACAAGAAUGAAGGACUGAAAUGUGUAAAUGAGGAUCAAGGAGGACUGCCAUGUUACAACUACAAGGUCAGAUUCUGCUGCUCCAGAGCAAGUGGACCCCCUGAACCAACUCCAUCUUCACGAAGCCCAGAACCAACUAAAUCUAAGGACAAGACACCCGCACCUCCAACCUCCAGCAACAAGGAGCCAGAACCAUCACCCCCAAGUCCAGGCCCAGUGACACCCAAACCCCCGGUUGAGGAAAAGCCAACAAAGCCAGCUCCAGAAGAGAGUGGCGCUCCUCCUCAAGAACCAACUGCACCGAAGGACAAGACACCCCCACCUCCAACCUCCGGCAAAGAGGAGCCAGAACCGACAUCCCCCGAAGGGCCAGUAACACCGAAACCCCCGGUUGAGGAAAAGCCAACAAAGCCAGCUCCAGAAGAGAGUGGCGCUCCUCCUCAAGAACCAACUGCACCGAAGGACAAGACACCCCCACCUCCAACCUCUGGCAUCAAGGAGCCAGAACCAUCACCUCCAACUCCAGGCCCAGAAGACUGUACUCCAGGCUGGUCUGACUGGUACGAUGAGCAAUAUCCUGAUGAAGAAAAUGGCGGAGAUGAGGAAUCUUACCAGAAGGUCAUAGCCUCAGGAAAAGUGGUUUGUCUGCCUGACUCACCAGUGCAAAACAUUGAAUGCAAAGCAGAGAGAUUCCCUAAUACCCCAUGGCAGGAAUUGGGCCAGACAAUCACUUGUGACAGGAAUGAAGGACUGAAAUGUGUAAAUGAGGAUCAAGGAGGACUGCCAUGUUACAACUACAAGGUCAGAUUCUGCUGCUCCAGAGCAGGUGGCCCCCCUCCACCACCCAUUACUCAGGCCCCAACCAAAGGGGCCCCUGAGAAUCCACCAACAGCAGCUGCUCCGGAAACAACGAAAAGGAAACCAAAGUCCCCACCAGUGCCUAAAGAGACGACUAUAGGUGAAGAAUGGAUUCUUCCAGUAACACGGCAACAAAUUGAGGCUACAAAACCAAAUGAAACACCCACCAAUCAAGACGAAUGUGCUUUAGGCUGGUCUGAAUGGUACGAUGAUCAAUAUCCUGAUGAAGAAAAUGGCGGAGAUGAGGAAUCCUACCAAAAGAUUAUAGACUCGGGGAGAGAGGUCUGUCUGCCUGACUCAUCAGUGGAAAAAAUUGACUGCAAAGCAGAGAGAUUCCCUAAUACCCCAUGGGAGGAAUUGGGGCAAAUAAUCACUUGUGACCAGAGCACAGGCUUGAUAUGCUCUAAUAACGAUCAGGACUUUUUGCCAUGUUACAACUAUAAGAUCAGAUUCUGCUGCUCCAAAUCAGGUGGCCCCCCUCCACCAUCCAAUACUCAGGCCCCAACCAAAGGGGCCCCUGAGAAACCAACGACAGCAGUGGCUCCAGAAACAACGAAAAGGAAACCAGCGCCCCCACCAGUGCCUGAAGAAACAACUUCAGCUAAAGGCGGCAGUGUUUCAGUGACACAAGCCUCAAGAAAGACACCACAGCCAUCUGAAAAACCAACACCCAACGUGACACCUAAACCCCCGGUUGAGGAAAAGCCAACAAAGCCAGCUCCUGAAGAGAGUGGCGCUCCUCCUCAAGAAUCAACUGCACCGAAGGACAAGACACCCCCACCUCCAACCUCCGGCAACAAGGAGCCAGAACCAUCACCCCCAAGUCCAGGCCCAGUAACACCGAAACCGCCGGUUGAGGAAAAGCCAACAAAGCCAGCUCCAGAAGAGAGUGGCGCUCCUCCUCACGAACCAACUGCACCGAAGGACAAGACACCCCCACCUUCAACCUCCGGCAUAAAGGAGCCAGAACCCUCACCCUCAGAAGGGCCAGUGCCAUCGAAACCCCCUGUUGAGGAAAAGCCAACAAAGCCAGCUCCUGAAGAGAGUGGCGCUCCUCCUCAAGAACCAACUGCACCGAAGGACAAGACACCCGCACCUCCAACCUCCGGCAUCAAGGAGCCAGAACCCUCACCCCCAACUCCAGUCCCAGUGACACCCAAACCCCCGGUUGAGGAAAAGCCAACAAAGCCAGCUCCAGAAGAGAGUGGCCCUCCUCCUCCAGAGCCAACUGGAUCGAAGGACAAGACACCCCCACCUCCAACCUCCAGCAACAAGGAGACAGAACCAUCACCCCGAUCAGGGCCAGUAACACCAAAACCGCCGGUUGAGGAAAAGCCAACAAAGCCAGCUCCAGAAGAGAGUGGCGCUCCUCCUCAAGAACCAACUGCAUCGAAGGAGAAGUCACCCGCACCUCCAACCUCCAGCAACAAGCAGCCAGAACCAUCACCCCCAGAAGGGCCAGUGACACCGAAACCCCCGGUUGAGGAAAAGCCAACAAAGGCAGCUCCAGAAGAGAGUGGCGCUCCUCCUCAAGAACCAACUGCACCGAAGGACAAGACACCCACACCUCCAACCUCCGGCAACAAGGAGCCAGAACCAUCACCCCCAGAAGGGCCAGUGACACCAAAACCCCCCGUUGAGGAAAAGCCAACAAAGCCAGCUCCUGAAGAGAGUGGCGCUCCUCCUCAAGAACCAACUGCAUCGAAGGACAAGACACCCCCACCUCCAACCUCCAGUAGCAAGGAGCCAGAACCAUCACCCCCAACUCCAGGCCCAGAAGACUGUACUCCAGGCUGGUCUGACUGGUACGAUGAGCAAUAUCCUGAUGAAGAAAAUGGCGGAGAUGAGGAAUCUUACCAGAAGGUUAUAGCCUCAGGGAAAGUGGUUUGUCUGCCUGACUCACCAGUGCAAAACAUUGAAUGCAAAGCAGAGAGAUUCCCUAAUACCCCAUGGGAGGAAUUGGGCCAGACAAUAACUUGUGACAAGAAUGAAGGACUGAAAUGUGUAAAUGAGGAUCAAGGAGGACUUCCAUGUUACAACUACAAGGUCAGAUUCUGCUGCUCCAGAGCAGGUGGACCCCCUGCACCAACUCCAUCUAAAGCAAGCCCAGAACCAACUGCAUCGAAGGACAAGACACCCGCACCUCCAACCUCUGGCAUCAAGGAGCCAGAACCCUCAAAGCCAGAAGGGCCAGUGACACCGAAACCCCCGGUUGAGGAAAAGCCAACAAAGGCAGCUCCAGAAGAGAGUGGCGCUCCUCCUCAAGAACCAACUGCAUCGAAGGAGAAGUCACCCGCACCUCCAACCUCCAGCAACAAGGAGCCAGAACCAUCACCCCCAGAAGGGCCAGUGACACCAAAACCCCCCGUUGAGGAAAAGACACCCCCACCUCCAACCUCCAGCAGCAAGGAGCCAGAACCAUCACCCCCAACUCCAGGCCCAGUGACACCAAAACCCCCGGUUGAGGAAAAGCCAACAAAGGCAGCUCCAGAAGAGAGUGGCGCUCCUCCUCAAGAACCAACUGCAUCGAAGGAGAAGUCACCCGCACCUCCAACCUCCGGCAACAAGGAGCCAGAACCAUCACCCCCAGAAGGGCCAGUGACAAAAAAACCCCCCGUUGAGGAAAAGCCAACAAAGCCAGCUCCUGAAGAGAGUGGCGCUCCUCCUCAAGAACCAACUGCAUCGAAGGACAAGACACCCCCACCUCCAACCUCCAGCAACAAGGAGCCAGAACCAUCACCCCCAACUCCAGGCCCAGUGACACCAAAACCCCCGGUUGAGGAAAAGCCAACAAAGGCAGCUCCAGAAGAGAGUGGCGCUCCUCCUCAAGAACCAACUGCAUCGAAGGAGAAGUCACCCGCACCUCCAACCUCCAGCAACAAGGAGCCAGAACCAUCACCCCCAGAAGGGCCAGUGACACCAAAACCCCCGGUUGAGGAAAAGCCAACAAAGGCAGCUCCAGAAGAGAGUGGCGCUCCUCCUCAAGAACCAACUGCAUCGAAGGAGAAGUCACCCGCACCUCCAACCUCCAGCAACAAGGAGCCAGAACCAUCACCCCCAGAAGGGCCAGUGACACCAAAACCCCCCGUUGAGGAAAAGCCAACAAAGCCAGCUCCUGAAGAGAGUGGCGCUCCUCCUCAAGAACCAACUGCAUCGAAGGAAAAGACACCCCCACCUCCAACCUCCAGUAGCAAGGAGCCAGAACCAUCACCCCCAACUCCAGGCCCAGUGACACCAAAACCCCCGGUUGAGGAAAAGCCAACAAAGGCAGCUCCAGAAGAGAGUGGCGCUCCUCCUCAAGAACCAACUGCAUCGAAGGAGAAGUCACCCGCACCUCCAACCUCCAGCAACAAGGAGCCAGAACCAUCACCCCCAGAAGGGCCAGUGACACCGAAACCCCCGGUUGAGGAAAAGCCAACAAAGCCAGCUCCUGAAGAGAGUGGCGCUCCUCCUCAAGAACCAACUGCAUCGAAGGACAAGACACCCCCACCUCCAACCUCCAGUAGCAAGGAGCCAGAACCAUCACCCCCAACUCCAGGCCCAGUGACACAAAAACCCCCGGUUGAGGAAAAGCCAACAAAGGCAGCUCCAGAAGAGAGUGGCGCUCCUCCUCAAGAACCAACUGCAUCGAAGGAGAAGUCACCCGCACCUCCAACCUCCAGCAACAAGGAGCCAGAACCAUCACCCCCAGAAGGGCCAGUGACACCGAAACCCCCGGUUGAGGAAAAGCCAACAAAGGCAGCUCCAGAAGAGAGUGGCGCUCCUCCUCAAGAACCAACUGCAUCGAAGGAGAAGUCACCCGCACCUCCAACCGCCAGCAACAAGGAGCCAGAACCAUCACCCCCAGAAGGGCCAGUGACACCGAAACCCCCGGUUGAGGAAAAGCCAACAAAGGCAGCUCCAGAAGAGAGUGGCGCUCCUCCUCAAGAACCAACUGCAUCGAAGGAGAAGUCACCCGCACCUCCAACCUCCAGCAACAAGGAGCCAGAACCAUCACCCCCAGAAGGGCCAGUGACACCAAAAUCCCCCGUUGAGGAAAAGCCAACAAAGCAAGCUCCUGAAGAGAGUGGCGCUCCUCCUCAAGAACCAACUGCAUCGAAGGAAAAGACACCCGCACCUCCAACCUCCAGUAGCAAGGAGCCAGAACCAUCACCCGCAACUCCAGGCCCAGUGACACCGAAACCCCCGGUUGAGGAAAAGCCAACAAAGGCAGCUCCAGAAGAGAGUGGCGCUCCUCCUCAAGAACCAACGGCAUCGAAAGAGAAGUCACCCGCACCUCCAACCUCCAGCAACAAGGAGCCAGAACCAUCACCCCCAGAAGGGCCAGUGACACCGAAACCCCCGGUUGAGGAAAAGCCAACAAAGGCAGCUCCAGAAGAGAGUGGCGCUCCUCCUCAAGAACCAACUGCAUCGAAGGAGAAGUCACCCGCACCUCCAACCGCCAGCAACAAGGAGCCAGAACCAUCGCCCUCAGAAGGGCCAGGUGUGUUCAUUUUCUAA